Molecule: messenger RNA, 4944 nt
Organism: Mugil cephalus (flathead mullet)
Lineage: Eukaryota; Metazoa; Chordata; Actinopteri; Mugiliformes; Mugilidae
Product: hippocalcin-like protein 4
Exons: 4
Coding region: 162-737 (191 amino acids)
Molecular function (GO): calcium ion binding
Source: RefSeq, a predicted model, not a curated record
AGAGAGGUGAGUUAACGCGAAGGUUAUUUCACAUGAGGGAGCAACUGUUUUGGAGCACAAUACUGUCGUGAGAAUAGCUGGGAAGCAAAACAAGAGGCUUUUGUUUUCGAGCUAAAAGGAUCUUGUUCUUCUUCCAAACAUUACAGGAGAGGUGAAACAUCAUGGGGAAACACAACAGCAAGCUGGCUCCAGAGGUUCUUGAUGACCUGACCAAAAACACCGAAUUCAAUGAGGCAGAGCUCAAGCAGUGGUACAAAGGCUUCCUCAAAGACUGUCCCUCCGGCAUCCUCAACCUGGAGGAGUUUCAGCAGCUCUAUGUUAAGUUUUUCCCGUAUGGUGAUGCCUCCAAGUUCGCUCAGCACGCAUUUCGGACAUUCGACAAAAACGGCGACGGGACCAUUGACUUCAGGGAGUUCAUCUGUGCCCUGUCCAUCACCUCCAGGGGCAGCUUCGAGCAGAAACUUAACUGGGCCUUCAACAUGUACGAUCUGGAUGGAGAUGGAAAGAUCACGCGUAUGGAGAUGCUGGAGAUUAUUGAGGCCAUCUACAAGAUGGUCGGCACAGUGAUCAUGAUGCGCAUGAAUGAGGACGGGCUGACACCUCAGCAGCGCGUGGACAAGAUCUUCUCCAAGAUGGACAAGGACCACAACGAUGAGAUCACCUUGGAAGAGUUCAAAGAGGCCGCCAAGUCUGACCCGUCCAUCGUCCUACUGCUGCAGUGUGACAUGCAGAAGUAAAGGGGGAUGAGUGCAGACGCAGAGGAGGGGGGAGGAGGGAGGGAGGGAAAGUGGGUAUGAGUUGAACUGAACGUAGAGAAGAACAGAGGCUGAGAGAACAGCGAGGCAGUAGAAGAAAGGGAGGUAAUCGACUAGAGGGACAAGGAGGAGAGAAGGAAGGAGGCUUUACUUUUUCCUUUUUUUUCCACAGGCAGGUUUUUUUUUUUUUCCAGACUUGAAAUGAGCCGUGUUUCGAACACAGUGGACCACUGAUUGAUGCCAUUCUUUUCUUCUGCCCCCACCCCUGCUGUGCUGCGCUGCGCCCUCCUGCACCACUACUACUUCAGUCUUUCUAAAUUCAGUCUGAUCUGAAAAGUGUUUAUCCCUCAAGCGCAGCUUGGCACACACCAGUGAAACAAAGUGCAGGUUUACAGGGGAAAUGUGAGGCGAUGUUAGACCUCCUUUCACACUGUCAGGCUCUGAGUCAAGCACCUGGCAUGAAAAUGUAUGUUCAGGUCACGACAUUUCACUUCAACACAGUCGCAGCGGAGGGUUUGUUCACCCAUUCCAACGUCUUGAUCUUACAAUAUGUAAUUACCAAGCAGGUUUUAUAUCCAGCUGAUGCAAACUAACACAUAACACACACACUGGGUUUAUGUGUAAUCAAUUAGACAGUUAGCUGAGCAUAAACACCAUAAAGGUGUACAGGUAACAUGGGUAAAACUAAGGAUUUCUUUUUACAAAUACCUAUAAUCUACCACACACACACAUCUUGGUAAAAUCACACCCUCUCUCCUUUAGACAAAGCAGCCCAGCAGUUUCUCCUGCUUUUGGUGUUGAUGCUAAGCUAAUGCUAAUCUUAAGGAUGACAGUGCAGUUGAGAAUGCUCCUUUCUAAGCAGCCAGUGUCAGGAUACAUCUCCGCACGGUGGGAUUUGAAGAGAGGAAUGGCAUUAAAGCAGCAGGUUGUUUGGUCCGAGGGGGGGAGUUAUGUAAAUGAACAAUUCCAUUAGCUGCGUGUGCGUUUGCCUUUUAUGAGUUGUGUAUAUGCGUGAAGAGGUCAGCUCAUGACUUUGCCCCGUGGAGCCAGAUCAAAGCGUCCUGGGCGCCUGUGUUUGUUUGUGCGUGAAUGUGCGGUUUCAUUCAUUGGUUCCUCCGCAGGCAGACCCACCGCCAGUCACGCAACGCUCCGAGGGAGCCUUUCUGACAGAUUACAGAGCAGUGUCCACAUACCUUGCUGUUCCUCUCAGUGCGAGGCGGGCAGGUGAUGAAUUUCUCAGACGGCUGCCUCCAGCAGCGUGGUGAGGCAUACUGAUGUGAUGCUCAGUGGCUUCUGGCUGCGCCGAACCCUCUGCCACAUUUGAUAAGAAAAUCAAUAUCCUAUCAAAAUGAAACGCCACGUUUGGGUAAAACGACAUGUCAUCAGGUUUGAUUAAAGUCUCGAGCAUUGUUUAGCGGAUCAACGCGCUCCCUUCGUGGAGAUGACAUGGCAACCAUCAGUCAUGUUUACACAACCACAAAAUUAAGAGUGAAUCUAACCUGUUUGGUCAGGACAAAAGCAAAUAGAGCCAGAACCGUGUUCAGACUUAAGACUGAAGUGGUACAUUCUGACUGGUUAAAUAACUCAUCUAUUUCAGUAGAGACCACUGAAAUCGAUUAGGUGUCAUUUUAAGGAGACUUUUUUCCAACCUGAACUAAAUCUUGUCGACAGUCCGACACGUUUGGGAUUUCAGAAGCAGAGAUAUUGAAGAGAUACAUGCUAAUAUAAAACAUUACAUCCCUAAGACGAGCAAUUUGAGCAACAGGAAGAGCCUCUCCAACACCGUGGAGUGAGGAUGAUCAGGACGGUAAUUACAGGGCUUAUGACAGAUUGACGGUAUUUCUCAGAAAGGCCAAACCUGCCUUCAUGACUCACUGUUGUUUCACAUGAAAAGCUGAAAUAGCGGCCGCUCCUCUCCCUCUCCCACUGUCCCGCUCUCCCCCCGUUUUGUCUUCUUCCUCCCUAAAUGUCAGAGAGGAAGCGCUUUGAUAAUUGGUGGAGGGAGAGGAACUUUGCUGAACUCAGCUCAGAUCUAAAAUCGAUGUGGAAAAAAAGAGCAAAAGGUUGAAGAGGUGGCUCAGGUUGUGUGUACGCUUGUGAGUGUGAGUAAAAGACUAGAAGAAGGUAAUUACACCUCAGCAUUAAAUUGUAAAGCGUCCGACGUCCUCAAAUAAAACCCCUAUGUAUCAGCUCGAAAUGCCACAUAAAACCUCAAUUUGGUUUUUAUUCUAGAAUAAAGGAGCUCUAAUUUGAUUUCAUGGCAUUUGUGUUUCUCUCAUAUCUGUACACUCAAUAUGAAAUUAAAGCCAGAAAACCUUUUAGCUUAGCUUAGCAUGAAAUCAUUAUAAUGUUUUGUAGAUUAUUUUUUGAAUUAAUACUUUUUAAUAUAUAUAUAUACCUGCAAUCAUGACACACCAUCAUGUGGCACUUCAGAUGUUGUAGACAUGUCUUAGGCCGGUAAAUCAGGUUCUCUCCUCCUUCUCACCCAGCCAAUGAACACGCUCCCUCCCUGAAGAGAAAGACAGAGCCUCCUUCGUGCGAUAAUGCAAUGAUAAACUUACAUGUACAUUACAAUACGACUAUAAUCGUAUUUAUGAAUAUAAACAAAUAUGUAAAUGUAAAUGUACCACUAGUGUAGAUUUGAUUUCAUAUGAUGACACAGCUACUGUGUGUGUGAGCGUGCGUGCUUGUGUGUGUGUGUGUGUGUGUGUGUGUGUGCGUGUGUGAGCGACAGCGUGAGCCCGAGUAACUGUGAGUGCCUGUGAAAGCUUAGUGUGCGAGUGCUGACACGUUUUGUAUUUGUAUCAUUUGUGUAACGAGAGACGCCUCAGUCUGGUUCAUAUUUGUAAAAAGAGUGUAAAUCCUCACACUGAAGCACUAAGUAUUACCCCCCCACCCCAACUACAUUUGCUUUCGUGGUUCCGCUGGUAUACGGCGCGUACAGUCUCCGCCCAGACACGCGGUGUUUUGUUAGCCUGCUGUUGUGGUUCUAUAAGUCAAGUCACGCUCAUACACGGGGUUUAGUUUUCACCUGAUGGCACAGUGGACAGGUCAGUGGGCAGCGGGGGAAGUGAGGGAAGCCUGAGGUGUGAGGACAGGACAGUCAGUGACAGUAAGACAAAGACAAAUCCACAGUGUCACCCAGUGGAUGGAAGUUUAAACUCACAACUCACCUACUGUACAGUUCCCCUUUCCUUAUUAUGUAAUGAACAUGCCUGGAGAUCAAUGUUAACGUCGUUAUACAAUUCAGACAACUUUCUCCGGUCCUUUUCACUCUAAUCGUUGUGUUUUUCUCUGAAGUGCAGAAGUCUGAGAGGGGAGUGGGAACUCUCAGGGCCGAGGUGUUGUGGCAGUGCACCAGUAGGACUUCUCCUAAUGAAUGAUUAGUAGAGCUGCUCCCUCUAAUAUAACAGGUCAACAUGUCUGAUGUUAAAGGGCCCCUAGAUUCCACUAACUGGGCCUAACUGCUUGUUGCUGUUGUUGCUCACUGUUCACUGUUGACUCACUAGAAUUACAGCUAUGACUCUGCUUAAUCAUUCUGUUUUCUAUUAAGUGGAAUGUGUGAUUAGCACAGAUUAGCACACAGAGAGCGUCACCAAGUGUUGAUCACCACUCUCCUCCGCUGAUUAGACUGUCCGCGCUGAUUGGACCGGCUGAGAGGCCCGGCCCUUGCCUUUGGUUUCUGUUUUGAUUGCUUUCUUGAUGUUUUCGUGUGUAGUUUUUUAUUUAUUUUUUUUCUCGUGAUUCAGUAUCCAGUUCCAAAUGAACUCCGCAGAGGGUCUCUCCGCAGAUUUUAUGUGCCAAAGAUGGGAUUGUGUUGACAUACAUGACGGCCGUGGUCGUUAUAGCCGGCAGUUAAACACGAAGUGACGUUGUAUUGAUCACGUGUGAUGCACUUCAUCAGCUGUCAAGUCUCUGGAAAGCUCUGAGCGGACCCACUGAGCUGGGUGACGUCUGUGUAGAUGUGGAUAUUAAACUUUUCUCUUUUUGACAGGGGACCAUUUGUGCUCAGUUGUGCAAUAUAAUUCUAUCCUUCAACAUUUCUCUAUGAUGUUCGUGUAACUGUCUGUUUGUCCUGUUGGAUGAUUUUGGCUUUUUGUUUUUCUGUUGUUUUCACUAUUGUUAGACUCCUAGAACAAAGACGAUGUAAUUAUUUUUGUUACAUAGAAUAAAACACGUGGAUGUCGAA